AUGACAUACGGGCAAGGACUCAAUUCACAAGAACUAACAGAAAUUAUACAAAAGGCAGAAAUCAUAGCGAAGGAGCAAAGAUCAUACACUUUAGACCCAGUGCAUGUUCUUGCUGCGCUGCUAGAUAGGGGCAGCAAAGAAGUAAAAAGAGCAAUCAAGAACAGUUAUAGCGAGAUAAAGAACACGGUAAAGAAUUACAUAGAGGGCCAGAGCAAAGCGCUUGGGCAUGCACAGCCAAGAAUAAACGAAGCUGAGCUGGGCAUAUUCAUAGGGCAUAUAAAGGAGAUAUCACAAAAAGAAGGCACGCCAAUAAAGGAGGUGCAUAUAUUAUACGGAAUACUAAAGACGCCGAGUAUUGUGCAUAUACUUAAUCAAGUGAAUCUUAAAGAGAUAUUAGACAGAAUAGAAAAUGUGAAAGAAAGAGAGGACCUAGCAAUAGAAGACUUUGCCGUUGACAUGAUACAGCAGGCCCGAGACGGACUAUUUGACCCUGUGAUAGGAAGAGACAAAGAAAUUCGUGCAGUGCUUGAAAUACUGACCAAAAAGAUCAAGUCAAAUGCAAUGCUUCUUGGAGAGCCAGGUGUAGGAAAGACAGCGAUAGUGAACGGGCUAGCGCAGUUAAUAGCAAAUGGGCAGGCUCCUGCUUUGUCUGGGUGUACAAUAUAUAGUGUAGAUCUAGGGGCGCUAGUGGCAGGAACAAUGUACCAUGGGCAGUUUGAGGAGAGGCUUAAAAAGCUAAUUAAGGCUGCAGAAGAGUCAAACAGGAAGGUAAUUUUGUUCAUUGAUGAGAUACACAUGGUUCUUGGUGCGGGGAAGACGCAGGGUGCAAUGAAUGCCGCCAAUCUACUAAAACCAGGUCUUGCGUCUGGGCUGAUUAGGUGCAUAGGCGCCACAACAUACAUUGAGUACAAGCAGUAUGUUGAGAAAGACCCGGCAUUUGAGAGAAGGUUUGUUUCUGUAAAUGUGUCUGAGCCAUCAGUUGAGGAUACAGUUACUAUACUGAGGGGGCUGAGAGAAAGGUUUGAGUCAUACCAUGGGCUGAACAUUCUUAAUGAAACUUUAGAAUGCGCAGCACAGAUGGGGCACAGAUACCUAACAAGCGGGCACAUGCCAGAUACAGCGAUAACCUUGCUGGAUGCAGCUUGUGCAUCUGUUAAGGUUGCGUUGGAAAGUGAGCCUUCAGAUAUAAUGAAUAUAAAAUCAAAGAUAUGGGCAGCAGAGAUAGAGAAGGAAGCAAUUAUAUCAGACAGCAAGAGAGAUUCAACAAUAAAGACUGAGGAGAGGCGGGAGAAAGUAGAGACAAAGAUUAAGAAUCUGCAAGACAAGCUUGUUCCAAUGGAAAAGGAAUACUCACGAAGAAUGGAGCACAUCUUAAAAAGAAAGAAGUUUAAGACAAAGCUAGAGGAGUUGAAGAUAAGGCUUGUAGAGGCAGAGAGAACAAGAAACACUGCAGCCGCAUACGACAUAAAGUCAUUCGCAAUACCAGAAAUUGAGGGUGAGCUGAGAGAACUAGAAAAGACAAACGAGCAGGUCUGCAUACGGCCAGAAAACAUUGCUGAAAUGGUAUCCAGCAUUACAGGAAUUCCUGCAAAAAGACUUACACUAAUGGAAAACAAAAGAUUGCUUGAAUUAGAGUCCAGGCUUGCAAAAAGAGUGAUAGGGCAGGAAGAGCCUAUAAAGGCCCUAACAAAUGCAAUCAUAAGGAACAAAGCAGGAUUUGGCCGUAUAAACAGACCAAUUGGAUCAUUCCUAUUCCUUGGUCCAACUGGUGUGGGAAAGACCCAGCUUGCAAAAUCACUUGCCUAUGAGCUAUUCGAUGAUGAAAAAGCAAUGGUGCGUAUUGACAUGAGCGAGUAUAUGGAGGAGCACUCUGUAAGUAGACUAAUUGGCGCGCCGCCUGGAUACGUGGGAUACGAGACAGGAGGGUACUUAACAGAGAAAAUACGAAACAAGCCAUACAGUAUUGUUCUUAUUGAUGAGAUUGAAAAGGCGCAUAAAAGAGUUUCCAAUAUAUUCCUGCAGGUACUAGAUGAUGGAAGACUAACAGAUGGGCAGGGUCGGGUGGUAGACUUUACUAACACAGUGAUACUUCUCACUUCAAAUCUAGGAUCUGGAACUCUCAUAGCUGGAAUGCAGAAAGAAAAAGUCAUGGAAGCAGUAAAACAUUUCUUCCCGCCCGAGUUUAUAAAUAGGCUUGAUGGCAUACAGAUAUUCAAUCCAUUGCGCAUAGAAGGCCUCUUCGAGAUAAUUGAAAUAUACUUAAAUGAAAUUAAUGAACGGCUAGAAAAGAAUAAGCUGCACAUAAAUAUAUCUGAUGAUGUAAAGAGAAAGAUAAUAGACGAGUCAUACAGCAUAGAAUAUGGUGCAAGGCCGAUCCAACGAUUCAUUGAGCAGACAAUUACAACUGAUAUUUCGAAAAUAUUCUUACAGAUAGAAAGCAGUAAUGGAUACGAAAUAAUAGCAAGAACACUCGAUGAAGAGUGUGCAGUAAUUGAUGAAGCCCCAGUGUACAAAACAGAGUACUUUGCCUAUUACAUAGCAGACAGUACCUUACAAAAAGAAUCUAUUCAAUAA
This is a messenger RNA of Nematocida parisii ERTm1, 2574 nucleotides long. Its product is annotated as heat-shock protein. Gene Ontology annotation, cellular component: cytoplasm. Bases 1 to 2574 code for a protein of 857 amino acids. Gene Ontology annotation, molecular function: ATP binding; ATP hydrolysis activity. Gene Ontology annotation, biological process: cellular response to heat. The record is from RefSeq and is a predicted model, not a curated record. The transcript has a single exon. NCBI's taxonomy places the organism in Eukaryota, Fungi, Microsporidia.